GCAAGACGGCAACACAGCAAGGCAGCAACACAGCAACACGGCAAAACAGCAACACAGGCCGGUCCAUGUCCAUGUCCGCUGCGUCGCAUCAUAUAGGCAGAUCUUGGAUGGCAGUCUGAAGCAACAUGACGAGCAACUCGACGCUGGCGCCGUCUUCGUCGGACCUGCUGCUGCUCGUGCCCCGGCUGGCUCAAAACAUGGUCCAUCUGGCAAGGCGCUUUCUGUGCGACCCGUCGCUCCCGCAUGCAAACAUGACCGAGACACUCGCGUCCCCUCUACUCAACAAGACGGCUACAAUCAUACAUGAGACCGUAGCUUCAGCCACUGCUCCUACCGCUACGCUCGCUGCCCACGCCCUGCCCGAAUCAAGCACCUAUCUAUCCUACCUCACAUUUCCCUUUUCCGCCGACUCGAUAAAGAACUUUGGCGGUGUCUUUUCGUACAUCGGCUCACGCUGGGCCCUCGCUACCUUUGCCAUUUCCAUCUUCCUCAAUCGCACCCACUUUUACGCUUCGUCCCGUCAGAACCUGGACCCUAAAUGGCAUACCCGUCUCCUACUGUACUCUGGUCCCAUCCUUCUCCUCUCCUACCAUGUCCUGUUCAUCUUGCAGACCCUCAAGUGCCAGACUUCGAUACACUACCCGACCUUACGAUAUGGCGACCCAAACAAGAUCCUGCCAAUCAACUUUGCCGCUGACGGCGGCUUUGUACACACUCUUGCUUCAACCGCCCUCUUCUGGAUGUCCGACGCCGACUCCUGUCGCGCCAUGAACAUGGACCGACAAGACGGUGAUCCUCUCAACAUCAUGGGCUCCUUCUCGCUGCUCUGGCCCCUCUUUCUGGCCCUCUGUUUCAGCCAGUUCAUCGAAACUUUGAAUUGUGCCCUUCAGGGAAGGCAGCCCUUGCCAGAGACCGGCAUGACCACUUUCGAACACUCUCUGGCCUUUGCCGAAUCGGAAGCCAUGCUUACCAACCUUAUCGGCUUGACUGCUUUUGCUCCAGCUGACCAAUCCCCCUCCUCGCACUCUGAUCCUUCAGAUGCUGUCUUGUUGACAAAGUCCAUGGUUCUCCAACAUCUCAAUGUCCCCACAGAGGUCUUGCUUAUCGCUCUCAUCUCUUGUCUGAGCCACAUUAGUAGCGCCGUGCUUGCAAUCACUGGCCGCCGACACCACAUGCGUCUCGUCAACACCGCUGUAUGGGCUGUAUGUUACAUGGCUGCUUUCUGCUGGAGCUUUGUCAACGCACUCCACAGCCCCUUGGGGUCGCAUGACCUUAGCAUUCUUCGCUUCCCGACAGUCUGUAUUAUAGGCUUCAUCCCUCACAUGCUCAUAAUUCUAGGCAUCCUGGUUUGCUCGUCCAUAUACGCCGUCGCUCUAUUGCUCAAUGCUCUAUCUCUUCCGCCAAACUCACCACCUAAUCCCUCAAUCAAGGAGCGCUUCUCAAUUGCCUUCAACAACAUGCAGGCGAACGUGCAAUUCUCUUCAGUCUCAUCCAUGAGGCUUAGUUGGACCGAGGACUUUUACACUGUUCUACUAAAAAUAGGCUUUAAUGUCCUUACGGCCGCGAGCGAGUCUGUCUUUUUGAAUGAGGGAAGCAAAAUCCAGAUCUAUGCCAUGACCUGGCUCGAAGAGGAACGCAUGCAAGAGUUCACUUCCAUGUUGGAGGACCGGCGCCGUGCGAGUCUUGUUCCAUCCGAUUUGCUCGACGAACGCAUCGCAAGAGGGCUCAGCUUCACCGAUCACAAGACCAUGGUAUCAUCAUCUGGCUUUGCUGUUGAACGCAGAUCGAAAUCAUCUGCCGAAAAUGCCAGUACCAGAGCAGUCAACAACGAUAACGGGCUCGGCAUCGCAGAACGUCGUGGUCGAUGGCAGCUUAGUUUUGAGUUUCUGAAAGGACUGUAUCUGUUGCUUGUUCGCAUCAACUGUCGUGUUGUCUUGACUUGUCUAUCGACGAUGGGCAUCGAAAGGACGCCCGGAUGGCUGACUAGGGCUGCUGAGUUGAGAUCACCUACUAGCUCUUCGGUUGCCAAACAACGGAACGCUCAACGAGCCUCGACACCUGACUUCUGGCUUGUUUCCGAACGCGGUGUGUUGUCGCUGCCGGAGAACGGAAACAUCGACGUGGAAGUUGAGAUGCGCAGACGGCUAGGGGCUCGAUAUUCCGCGGGCCACUCUACUGUAGCGGAGGAUGUUGUCGAUGCUGAUCUGUACGACUGGUGGAAGCGAGGUGGCUGGUGGGGAGAUCUCGAUACUAGCGGCAACUACGUGGCUCAGGAGCAGGACGACGACGCGACCAGUGUGGUUUCAAUGUCAACGAAUGCCACCAGUGAGGCCGACUCAGAGGAAGACAGUGGCAGGAGAACUCCAACACAAACCGACUAUCUUACUCGGAGUCGAGAGCAGACUCCCGCAACAGGCUUCGAAGUGACAGAUCUUGCUCGACUACUAGACCCCAAGACCGCGGCAGACAGAGAGGAAGCACGCAUGCUUGCCCGUCACAUCCGAAGCGAGAAACCAAUGACCCGCUCACAGUAUCGCCUGCAGACGAACCGAGAGAAGGUUAGAGUCCUGGAGGCGCCAUAUCUCGAGCCAGUUUUCAGCGAGGGCCUUGAAGCAAAUACAAGUCUCAACACCGAGGUAGAGACCUUGGAACGCUUCUUACUCGAGCGGCGCUCGGCGAAGCCCCGGGUGCCAGAAGGUGGUGCUGGGUCUUGGGAUUCUGGUGCAGAGGGCAUGGGAUCCAGUGGGCCUCAGUGCGUCGUCUGUCAGAGCAGUCCUCGGGUCAUUGUCGCAUGGCCAUGUGGCUGCCUCUGCGUCUGUGAUGAAUGCAGGGUUGGCGUUGCUACACGAAACUUUACGAAAUGCAUGUGUUGCAGGAUCAAGGUGGUCGCGUACUCGAGACUUUACGUUCCAUAGAUAUUACAUCCAUCCAUGAAUAUGAACCUGAUUUCCACUUCGAAA
Messenger RNA from Aureobasidium subglaciale EXF-2481, 2960 nucleotides. RefSeq lists its product as uncharacterized. Gene Ontology annotation, biological process: protein ubiquitination; ubiquitin-dependent protein catabolic process. Gene Ontology annotation, molecular function: ubiquitin protein ligase activity. Bases 126 to 2915 code for a protein of 929 amino acids. Lineage: Eukaryota; Fungi; Ascomycota; Dothideomycetes; Dothideales; Saccotheciaceae. The record is from RefSeq and is a predicted model, not a curated record. The transcript is spliced from 2 exons.